AUGGGUUGUUGUGGGGGAAAGAGAGAGAAGGAAUUCUUCCUUAAGAACGACGUAAAGUGGGAAUAUAUUAACCUCAAUGACUUUAAGUCGUCGUCAUGUUUUACCGCGAUCGCCUAUGGUUAUCUGUGGAUUAUGCUCUUCGUUUCAAUUUCGGUUUAUGCUGUCGACACCUUCACCGCAAUCAACUUGCUAGCCUUCAACAAAUGGGCUGGUCAAAUCGAACCUGAAGUCCCACUAAAAUACUCGAGAUGGGUGUUCUCUGGCUGCAUUAUUCUCUCUUUUGUGCUACUGAUUUAUCGCUGGUUAAGAGCACUCAAGGUCAUGCGAGGAGGAAAGGUCGCAAAAGCAUACCUCGAUCCACUAGCUGUUCGAGUCGAGUGUAUUAGGAUGGGUUCUGAAGGUCGAGGCUGGAAGAGGUUUUUGGUCUUCGCAGAACUAACGAAGAGUCGGAAAGGUGCUGAUUACGUGGCACUAUUCGUAUACUACUCAUUCGAAGCCUGGUUGCGUAUUGUCUUCGCCGAAGGACCACGAGUCGUUAUCAACGGAAUCACCCUAUACGCUUAUGCUAACGCCAAUAUCGUACCAAAAGGCGAUCACAGUGCACCACCAGGAGAAUCUCCGUUCGUGCAAUUCUGGAAGAACUUUGGUGUGCUAGCUGAGGAGGACAAACUACAAGUCGCGAUCAUUUGCGGUAUGAUUUGGACAUGUCUGAUAUGGCUCAUCUCAGCCAUAAGCUUGGGUGUGUCAGUCAUUCUGUAUUUGUUGUUCUUGUGGCAUCACAUUCCCAGUGAUGCCGGCGGUCUUACUGGAUACUGUCGCAUGAAGAUUAAUCGACGAAUGGAAAGGAUAGUAAAGACCAAAACGGACAAGGCCUUGCAAAAAGAGAACGAACUUCGUGCCAGGCAAGAAGCAAAAGCGGCUCGUGAUGGAUCAGGUGGCUUUAAACGACAGCCUACGCUGCCAAACGUUGGUCCAGCAGAUACACCCUCCAUGCCACCACUAUCCAGGCAGUCAACAAUGACAACUCUGCCAGAAUAUAGCUCGAGACCAGGUACAGCAGCACCUAGCGAAGACAUGUUGCCACCAAUGCCGACAUUACCGCAAAUACCCACACUACCACGAAUUGACACGAAUCCUCGACCAGCACCACGUCGGAAUCUCACUGCCUCUUCUGACGCAUCCUGGUCAAGCUACAAGUCUGAUGCUCCAUUGAUGAGUUCAGCUAGUGAUAUGGGUUAUUCCCCCGCUGAUCGUGCUCAUACCCCAAGUUCGAACAUGGCAGCACCGUGGUCGGUUAGGCCUGGUCAAGCCAGAAAUACCUCUGACAUGCCAACCUAUUCUGAUCGUGCUUACACGCCUGGACCAUUACGACCUGGCACUUCUCAAAGUUAUAGGGGGGCAGCAGGCAGUUAUCAGAUGGAGUCAAUACCAAGACCAGGUACAGGCAUGAGUCAAAGAUCACGACCGACACGCAUGUCAAGUGACUCGGAUACACUUCCACUAGCGCCAAUUCGAGGAAUGACACCUGUAUCAGCACAUCCUCAAUCAGCCGCAUCGCAGUACCCACCAAUGUUGCCUGAUUCACAACGGACACGUACACCUGCCUCGAACUCCAAUCCUUAUCUGCCGCCGGUGUCCUCAAUACCAGAAAUGGGUGGCAGAGAAUCCUCAGCUUUCAGCUUAGGAGCUCCAUCUAGAACUUAUACACCAAGUGGACCACCAUCUCGAGCAAUGACUCCAGGUCAUGCACUUCCUUUACCACGUUCGCAGAUGACAACCCCAAUGCCUCAGUCGGGACCGCCUGGUGGCUAUGUGGCGUUCAACCCAAAUAUGGGCAGGACACAAUCUCCAGCUGCACAAGCACUGUACAGAAGUUUCACUCAACCAGAGCCAAAUCGAAGUGACUUACCUUUCUCGGCGUACUCGAACAUGCAUCCGGAAGAGCAGAACAGAGGCUUCAGCCAGCCUUCGACACACCAAUCAAGUGCACAGACAUUCGGUCCACUGAAUGGUAGUCGGCUUCAACCUCAUGGGACAGCGCCCCAAAGAGGAGGAAGCUUUGACGAUAUACUAGACCAUUAUUGA
Messenger RNA from Lithohypha guttulata, 2085 nucleotides. It is a transcript of the gene KCH1, whose product is annotated as Potassium transporter. Gene Ontology annotation, biological process: potassium ion transmembrane transport. Bases 1 to 2085 code for a protein of 694 amino acids. The record is from RefSeq and is a predicted model, not a curated record. Gene Ontology annotation, molecular function: potassium ion transmembrane transporter activity. The transcript is spliced from 2 exons. NCBI's taxonomy places the organism in Eukaryota, Fungi, Ascomycota, Eurotiomycetes, Chaetothyriales, Trichomeriaceae. Gene Ontology annotation, cellular component: plasma membrane.